AAAAGUAGACUUUGGAAAGAAGAAGAUUAGCCAGAAUCGGAGCUCCUGUGGCCACUGAAAAUUUAACACGUACUCCUUAUACUCUCCGACACAAACACAGAAUUAGCAAGAUGCCCUGUCUUUACAUCUCCACCAACGUCAGCCUGGAUGGAGUUGACACCGAUCCCAUCUUUUCUGAAGCAACCAAAGCCGUCUCCACCAUCAUCGGAAGACCAGAACAUUAUGUGAUGGUCAUACUAAAAGGAUCGCUGGAAAUAUCGUUUGCUGGGAGCAAAGAAGCAGCUGCAUAUGCUGAGAUAGUAUCCAUGGGAGGCAUUAAUUCAGAAGUGAAGAAGAAGUUGAUUGCUACCAUCGGCACAAUUCUGCAGAGCAAGCUUUCUAUCCCCAGGACCCGAUUUUUCCUCAAAGUCUAUGAUACAACUGCUGGGCGGAAUUAUUCCAAAAUUUGACAAUCGAUCUCUGAACAACCGUUUACUUACAAUUAAGUAAGGCUAGAAAUUAUGCUUUUAUUUCGCUACUAUUUUACUAUGUUGAUGUGACAGUGUCAAUCAAUUAUUUAAUAAGCUAUUGCUGAUCGGCAGUAUCAACUUAACAAAGUAAAAUAUUAGUGAAAUAAAAAUGUAAUUUCUAACAUUACUUGCAGAUCCUUGCACUCAAAACAUUUUCCCCAUGGCAACUCAGACUUGCUUGUAUGAUGUUUAGGUUUUGGGGGCGCCUAGUGCAUUUGUUACAAUGAUAUCAAUAAGAUAUUCCAUAAGCCAA
This is a messenger RNA of Corylus avellana, 762 nucleotides long. The record is from RefSeq and is a predicted model, not a curated record. NCBI's taxonomy places the organism in Eukaryota, Viridiplantae, Streptophyta, Magnoliopsida, Fagales, Betulaceae.